This is a messenger RNA of Pundamilia nyererei, 1591 nucleotides long. It is a transcript of the gene slc10a4, whose product is annotated as solute carrier family 10 member 4. Lineage: Eukaryota; Metazoa; Chordata; Actinopteri; Cichliformes; Cichlidae. The record is from RefSeq and is a predicted model, not a curated record. The transcript has 3 exons. Gene Ontology annotation, molecular function: bile acid:sodium symporter activity. Gene Ontology annotation, biological process: bile acid and bile salt transport. The coding region runs from base 112 to 1362 and encodes 416 amino acids. Gene Ontology annotation, cellular component: membrane.
GACCUUCCGCAGUUUCUUAUUAGUGACAGUGCGUCACUAGAGGAAUCGUUUACGCACGAGCCAAUACAGGCACAAGGCGACGGUUGAGAUUUUCUGAUCUCCUUUUGCGCCAUGGAGAACUCCAGUCUGCCGGGUGGAAGUGCGCAAAGUGCUGGUUCGGUGGACUUUAUUACUUUAAAGCAAGUGGAUUCUCCGGAGGAGGGUGUCAUGAAGGGAUUAGGAGCGGUCGGUCGUGCCGUGUUUCUCCAAGGCAGCGGUUACAGGACUGUAGCCGAGUUUAUGGCCGUUCUCCCGACGGAAACCUCUUACCUGAUGCCUGCCUUCUGGGACUCCCCGCUCAGUCACGGCAUCAAUGUGUUCGUCGGACUGGUACUUUGCUUCACUAUGUUGGGGCUGGGCUGCACGGUGGAGGUCAGCCAGCUCGGAGAACAUAUCCGCCGACCCAUCGGGGUGCUCCUGGCUCUGGUGUGUCAGUUUGUUAUCAUGCCACUAGUGGCUUUUCUUUUGGCGCUAGCCUUUUCUUUGGAUGAUGUGGCGGCGAUGGCCGUGCUCCUCUGUGGCUGCUGUCCUGGAGGAAACUUGUCAAAUAUUAUGUCUCUGCUUGUACACGGAGAGAUGAAUCUAAGCAUCAUCAUGACCAUAUCCUCCACUCUGCUGGCGCUCGUUUUGAUGCCGCUCUGCCUCUGGAUCUACAGUCGAGCCUGGAUCAACACCCCUGUGGUUAACCUCCUGCCCUUUGGGGCCAUCAUACUGACACUUUGCAGCACCCUCAUCCCCAUUGGGUUUGGAGUUAUGCUUAGGUACCGCUACACGCGAGUGGCGGAUAUUGUUUUAAAGGCUUCUCUGUGGUCUUUGUUGUUCACCCUGGUGUUACUCUUCAUCCUUACUGGAGCAAUGCUGGGGCCAGAGCUGCUCUCCACCAUCCCGCCUUCUGUCUACGUGGUGGCUGUGCUGAUGCCUCUGUGCGGUUACGCUGCAGGUUACGGGCUGGCAGUGCUUUUUGACUUGCCCCCCAACAGUCGCAGGGCUGUGUCUCUGGAGACGGGCUGCCAGAAUGUGCAGCUGUGUACGGCUAUCCUGAAGCUGGCCUUCCCUCCUCAGCUGAUGGGGGGGAUGUACAUGUUUCCCCUGCUCUACGCCCUGUUCCAAGCAACCGAGGCUGGGAUUUUCAUCCUGGCCUACAGGAUGUACAGGAGGGAGGUCCUGCAUAAACCAGAUCCCAUGGUGGACGGUGAGGACACGGACAUAAAUUAUCAAAGGUUUGAAGACGAGGACUUUGAACCGUCAUAUGGUGCGGUGACAGUGAGCGACCCAAACACUAUCAUGCUGGAUCCUUGUCCUCCUGAUCCAACUCCAGUUUAAUCUGCAUAAAAAUAAUAAUUGAAAAAACAAAAAUCGCUGCUCCGCUAUGGAGGACCAAAACUGCCAAAUUGAAAAAAGAAAAAAAAACACGAAAAAACAUAUAUAUAUAUAUAUAUGACUCAGUAACACAAUUAAUAGACAUUAAAUUAUUACUUAAACACAGAAAUGAAUAAAGCUAUAAUAUAAACACUUGUUUUUAUUGUUUUCAACAUGUCACUUGGUAUUAUAG